UCCUUUUUUAAGUGUAACAAAAUAGCAUAUAGGUCGAUUCUCUAAAAGUCUCGCAGCGUCUUCACGUGGAGACGUAGGCUAUCUGUCAUAAUGUGCCAGUGGUCACAUGGCUUUGGCCCUCAGCGAUGGAUUCCCACGUCACCUUGUACGUCUAAGGAUUUCUGCUCCAGCAGUCAGCGUCAAAGUGGCUGAAGCGCAGCGGUGCGCAGGAACAAUGCGCGGAUUAUCCUAGGACGUUUCCGAGCGCAGAGUAUGGAUUUGGAUGACCGGAUUUCGGGCUCCAGUAUGUAUUUACCGAGCUGCACUUACUACGUGUCCGGAGCAGACUUCCCGGGUCUCCCUCAUUACUUAAGCCAGAGCCAGUCCUCUCACCCCGUCACUUACUCGUACCAGUCUUCUGCGCUCCCUCAGAUCCCGUCCGUGAGAGAUGUCGCUUUCAGAGAUUAUGGCAUUGAUGCUUCGAGUAAAUGGCACCACAGCAGGGGGAGUCUGUCACAUUGCUACGCUGAGGACAUGCACAGGGACAGCUGGGCGUGCACACGGGGAGGAGAGGUCCCGGUGAAGGGCGGCUCGGGGCACUCCAGCUCCUCCAGCGCCACUUCUGCUCUCGGCGGGGGCAGCGUUGGGCGGAACGGGGUCCUGCCUCAAGCCUUCGACCAGUUCUUCGACCCGGCCUACGGGAGCGCGGAGGGAAGCGUCCCAGAGGCGGACAGACACUCAAGAACGAGCCCCGCUCCGGCUCACGCAGGCUCGGACUCCGCGGAGAGCUGCAGCCCCAAGUCUUCCUCCGGGAACAGCGAGGAGAAACAGACCAGCAGCGGCAGUGUUCCGAGGACUCGCAAGAAGAGGUGUCCGUACUCCAAGUAUCAGAUCAGGGAGCUGGAGAGGGAGUUCUUCUUCAGUGUCUACAUCAACAAGGAAAAGCGCAUGCAGCUAUCCAGGAUGCUCAAUCUGACAGACCGCCAGGUCAAAAUUUGGUUCCAAAAUAGGAGGAUGAAGGAGAAGAAACUGAACAGAGAUCGUAUACAAUACUACACAAACCCUCUGCUAUAAAAACUGGACACAGACUGCUGCUGCACCCCCACUACCCCAACCCCCAUACAGACAGACUAAACAUCUGUGUCAUAAAGUGGACCAUAUUUUUUGUCUUUUGAAAAUAUUUUUCUUCUCGUCUCUAUUAUUAUUAUUAUUAUUAUUAUUAUUAUUAUUAUUAUUAUUGUGAUUUUUGUUUAAGUGAUUACACUUAAAAAUACAUCAAAUUUGGAUUCUUUUAACCUGAAUACAAACACUUCUUAUUAAUUUUUUUUUAAAUAAUUAAACUUUAUCUUCUACUGUUCUCCAACCGCGCAGGUUCUGUUUUGCAUUUCUAAAUCUUCGCACUGAACCUCAAUUCACACACGCUUGCACUUCCUUUACUGACCAGGAAAUCCUGAAAUUUAGCAUCUUUACGCGCUUUUCUUCUUUUUGGUUUUAUUGGUUAAUGCAGUUACAUAUAACUCAAAAUGGCUUGGUGAGAAUAGCAUUUAUCCUCGAACACUGUCUGCGCAUUAAAAUUUUAAAUUGAAGAUUAUAUGUUACAAAAACGCAUUUUAAGGAGGACAAAACAUCACCCAAAUGAAUCAAAAGAUUGGGCUCAAAUAAAAUAGAAAGAAAAACUCAAAAAUGUAUAUAGUAACGUGUGUCGUAUUUCAUGAUGCAUGGAUUCCGUAUUUUUGAGCUUUUUGGCCCCCUUUGUGUGGAAAUCAGACCUGCAGCAGUUAAUAUUUGAUAUCCAUGACAAAAGGCCCCCUUCAUUUGUUGGGGGCAGAAAGUGGCAAGGCUGAUUUUGAUCUGAAAUGUUGGUUUAUAAACCAGAAAGGAUCUCUUUCUUGAUUCGCAUGAAAAAUCCAAACACUUGCAUUUGUGCGUAUAAGAAAAGUAAUCAUACAUUAAAAUUUUGGAUUGUUGAAGUAAAAUUAUUUAAUUUAGUCAAAAUGGAGUUUGAAUUAUGACUUCUCUUAUUUGAGUAUUUCUUAAAGCGAAAGUACUUUUGUUAAUGGCACUAUAUAACUUUCUCACCACCCGUAUAACCUCAAACGCUUUAUGUUUCCUAGAGGCUUUACACUGACCACCAGACCCCCGAAAACAGCCUGAAUGGCCUGUCAUAAGAUAAUAAGGGUCCUGGUGUCUUCCUUACACGGAGCAUCCUGCCAGGCUCCCAGGAAUUCCACUUUGAUUGCUGCACAUCCUCCCAGUUGCUUCAGUGACUUGGCCAUAAAAGGCGGAUUCGUCUGGAGCAUUUGCAGUGCGGUGCAAUAAAGCGUCUGAGACCAAGGUUAUUAACUGUGACUCGGGGGGGGGGGGAUGAAAACAACGGCUGGGAGCAGUGAAACGCGCGGACACGGACUUCUCCGUGCUCACUUGUUUCUGCGUCCUGCAGAAGUGGGAAGAUCUGGGUUGUGUUGCCAUGCUGGGCCGCAGUGUUCGUCCACUGGAUGGCGCUCCUUAGAUCAAUGUCAUUGCCGUGAAUUGUGAUAUAAAAGAAGUUUGAUGCGAGAAUCAAACUUUCAGGAAAGAGGAUUUCUUUAAGCAAAAUGUGUGACACUGUGGAGCUGGCUGUUCGGACGGGGAGGAGUCAGUCUCCUGCUGUUUUAAUUGGCUGCAGACUUCAGUGAGAAGCGAGGUGGAAGAACUGAAGUCGCUGCCAACUGGCUCACAGCAAAGAGCGGCAGAAAGAAGCGCUGCCCUUACACCAAGCACCAGACUCUGGAGCUGGAGAAGGAGUUUCUCU
This is a messenger RNA of Oryzias latipes (Japanese medaka), 2770 nucleotides long. The record is from RefSeq and is a predicted model, not a curated record. NCBI's taxonomy places the organism in Eukaryota, Metazoa, Chordata, Actinopteri, Beloniformes, Adrianichthyidae.